AAACACCGCAACAUUAGUCAAAUAAAGGGUUGGGCUCGAAAUUCCACCAGAACACAUGAUGAAGGCUGGAGAGUACAUCAGCCGAAACGUUGUGAUAACAACAAACACGAUGAGGACACCCAUCUCUCCAUUGUAAAUAAUGUACAGCCACAGCGGUUAUAAGCGGUGACGGUGUAUCAAAGACACACACAUAGAUACAUACAAACAUAUAUCGGCCGAAAAAUGGAUAUUUUUUAAUGAAAUUUUCUACGAAUAUGUGUUAUAUCAUGUAGAUUCCAAAUAUACAAACUUUUGGCGGGGGGAUACACAUGAACGAAGUCCCAUGAAGUUUUUAUUCUUUCUGAAUGAAGAACACAAACAUAUUGAAUAUCGUGUUUGCUUCUAUCAGGACCGUUUACCUUUAAAGCAUAAAAUGCAAAACCGAUGUAUACGACAGCAAAAUAGAAAAACUCUACAUCUAACAACAGAACUGCUCAAUCAUACUACCAAACAGGAUGGUACACAGAAUUUGCCUAUGAAAAGAAAUGUACUACAACUGCCAAGUGCUUGUUCUUGGAAUUGUUCACCAAAAAGUCCUCAUGAGUUUGUUUUCCAGUCACCCUCUCCUAGUUCUCUUCAAGGCCGAUCUCCCCAACAGAUCUCUUGUAAUUCAACCCCUCGGCUGAAGUACAGCUGUACAAAGUCACCAAGCACACCUCUUGAUGGUGACAGAUUUAUACCACAGCGUUCCUCUACAGAUACUGACCUUGCCCAUUAUAUGAUCGUCAAGAAUGAAAAUCUCCAAGGUGAAUUCAAGGCAAAUUAUAAUGAACAACUAAAUACAGUUUUACUAAAUGGGAAAAAUCCAACCAGUGAUAAAGUUUUAUCAUUCACUUGUAAAAAGCUAAAAUUUGGGUGUUGUAAAAGUCUUGAAAAUCUGUACAAAAAGAAAGCAAAUUCUCCAUGUAAAACAGUCACUCGUGAAAUUAAUCAAUAUUCUGAUCGCAUCCUUGAUGCUCCUGACCUUAUUGAUAAUUUUUAUUGCAAUUUGCUUGAUUGGUCUUCAAGAAAUGUUUUGUGUGCUGCCUUGGGUCCUUCAUGUUAUCUUUUUGAUUUGGAACAAGAUUCUAUUGAUGAACUGCAAAACAAUGAUGAUAGAACUGAAGAUAAUUAUGUUUCUUGUGUAAGCUUCAGUGCUGACGGUAGUUUCAUUGGGGUUGGAAAUAAUUCUGGAGAACUUCAGAUAUGGGAUACAAAAACCAAGAAACUACUCCGUACAAUGUAUGGAGCAAGAACUUCAGCACAUACACUCUCUUGGAAUGCUAACGUUCUUAGCUGUGGUACUAAUGAUGGCACAAUAUAUCAUCAUGAUAUCCGACUUUCUGAUCACGUGAUCAGUACCAUCUCUGCUCAUACAAGUAUUGUUUGUGGCUUGAAAUGGUCAGGUAAUGGUCGCUACUUGGCCAGUGGAGGCAAUGAUAACAUUGUGAAUAUUUGGGAUUUUAAUCGUAGUGUCUCCAUCCAGCCAUUAUUAAUGUUAACACAUCAUAGAGCUGCUGUCAAGGCUUUGAGCUGGUGUCCUUGGCAAGAUUCUAUACUUGCCAGUGGUGGAGGAUCUAAAGACAAAACAAUCCAUAUAUGGAGUAUACCAUCAGGAAAAUGUGUCAACUCUAAACUAACACAUUCACAGAUCACUUCAUUAAUAUGGUCAAACGAACACCAUGAAAUUGUAUCUGGACAUGGAUAUUCAAAUUAUUCUCUCUCUUUCUGGAAAUAUCCUUCUUUCGAAAGUGUCGGAGAAUUGAAAGGUCACAUUGCAAGAAUUCUAAAUCUUGCUCUUUCCCCAGAUGAAAGUACAAUUGCAAGUCUUUCAGCUGAUGAAACUAUCAGGCUGUGGAAAUGUUUCAACAAAACUAAGAAAAGCAAGGAACGUCUGACACAUGGAAUGUUCUCAUCAAUACGUUAACUUAUACCACAUAGCUUAACAAGAUUUACUUCAGGUUUGAAUAAAUUAGCAUUACUUUUAAUAAAUAUCCCAUAGUAGAGAGCAAGUUAUUGUUUCAUAAAUGAAAGACAUUCCAUAUUUGUGUUUUCUGUUUGGUUUUACAUGGAAGUUAUUUAAUAAAUAAAUAUAUUUGACUUCAUUUUAAAUUCAUUGAAUGGGAUGAAUUUAUGUAUUUUGUAAAUAAUGUCAGUAAGAAUAGGUUUAACAUCACCUUGUUACCUAUUUUUAAAAUAAAUUCUUGUUUGAUAAUAAAUCCACAUGAUUAACA
Molecule: messenger RNA, 2252 nt
Organism: Octopus bimaculoides (California two-spot octopus)
Lineage: Eukaryota; Metazoa; Mollusca; Cephalopoda; Octopoda; Octopodidae
Product: cell division cycle protein 20 homolog
Biological process (GO): anaphase-promoting complex-dependent catabolic process; positive regulation of ubiquitin protein ligase activity; positive regulation of anaphase-promoting complex-dependent catabolic process
Cellular component (GO): anaphase-promoting complex
Molecular function (GO): ubiquitin ligase activator activity; anaphase-promoting complex binding; protein binding
Source: RefSeq, a predicted model, not a curated record